GAAGAAGAAGAGGAACUCGUAGCAUAACAACAACAUUGUUAGCAGCAUUAGCUCGCAAAAAAGCGAGGAGACUUUUUUCUUCUUAUUUGGGUCCUAUUAACAGGUACGCUGGAAUUUUCCGACACCCACUCGAAUAUGUCCUAUGUCUUCAUCAACGACUCGUCGCAGACCAGCGUGCCUCUGCUGCAGUCGUGCAUCGAUGGAGACCUGCCCUUCGCCAAGAGGCUGCUAGAGACCGGAUGCGACCCCAACAUCCGCGACAACCGGGGCCGCACCGGCCUCCACUUAGCCGCUGCCAGAGGGAACGUGGAAAUAUGCCGCCUUUUGCACAAGUUCGGGGCCGAUCUGUUGGUGACGGAUUAUCAGGGGAAUACGGCGCUGCACCUGUGCGGCCACGUGGAUACGAUACAGUUCCUGGUGUCCAACGGGCUGAAGAUCGACAUCUGGUACUCUGGAUUCUUCUGAUACUGACUUAAGAGUGUCCCUGAUGUCCAGCAGGCUGACGAUCGACAUCUGGUACGCUGGAUUCUUCUGAUACCCACUCAAAUGUGUCUCUGGUGUCCAGCAGGCUGACGAUCGUCAUCUGUGCGAUGCAGAGCCACUACUUACUGAACCUGAACCUGCAGAGCACUGAGGGCGUCCUGUCCAGCAUCAGGACCACCUGGCAGGAGUUUGGAGGACCUGGGCUUCUGGAGGGUCCUGCUGCUGCUGCUGGUCAUCACCCUCCUCUGCCUGGGCAUGACAUGCUUUAAUACUCAGUUAAUGAGCAGCCUUGUGUACACGCUGCAGUUUGUAGAGCAACACCUGCACUUCAGAGUGAUGGAGAGCUGCUCCCUAAUAAAUCUGCAGAGCAGUGAGGACGUCCAGCUUCAGGACCUCCUGGUAGGAGUUCAUGGAGGACUUCAGCUUCUUGUAGCUGCUCCUGCUGAUAGAUGUCAUUGCUGUCUUCUCCCUCUGCACUGGCUGCUACGUCUUCUUUGUUUCUGCUUUUCUCUUUGUCAUGACUGUGAGUCAGGCAGCUGUGCUGAAAAUAUGAUUGUUCUCCUUAUAAUAAAAGCUGGAAGCUGAAAGGUCCUGCCUGUGCUGAGACACUUUUUCAUGAAUGAUCUUGAAUGAAUGUGUGAAGUUCUCUCUCACUGUUUUCUCUUUUUGUUGAUGUUUGUUGAGCUGAUAGAAACUUCUCCUUUAAAAUUAGCUGCUAAAAAACGUUUCUCCUGUUAUGCUCACUCUGUUUUUGGUUAUCGAUGGUUACAACUUGGUGCAGUAAAGAGGGUGUAUCAUAAGACGGCUCAUUAAUUUGUUUCAUCAAGUCAUCCACGAAAUGAUUUAAAUUAUAGGAGCAGUUCGUCUGGAAACAACAACUGUAAU
Molecule: messenger RNA, 1368 nt
Organism: Pelmatolapia mariae (spotted tilapia)
Lineage: Eukaryota; Metazoa; Chordata; Actinopteri; Cichliformes; Cichlidae
Product: ankyrin repeat domain-containing protein 46-like
Exons: 6
Coding region: 136-465 (109 amino acids)
Molecular function (GO): protein binding
Source: RefSeq, a predicted model, not a curated record